UUCCCCUUCCCCCACCCAGCGUCUCUCUAGGGUUUAUCAGCAAGACCAUCGGCGGCGGCGGCAAGAUGGUGCAGCGCCUGACCUACCGCAAGCGUCACAGCUACGCGACAAAGUCGAACCAGACCCGGGUCGUCAAGACUCCAGGUGGGAAGCUUGUGUACCAGUAUACCAAGAAGAGGGCUAGCGGACCCAAGUGCCCCGUCACUGGGAAGAAGAUCCAGGGAAUUCCACACCUGAGGCCAACGGAGUACAAGAGGUCAAGGUUGUCUAGGAACCGCAGGACUGUGAACCGUCCUUAUGGUGGAGUGCUUUCAGGACCUGCUGUUAGGGAGAGGAUCAUUCGUGCUUUCUUGGUCGAAGAGCAGAAGAUUGUCAAGAAGGUCCUGAAAAUCCAGAAAACCAAAGACAAGACAGCCACAAAGUAGAGCUCCUCUGUGAAGGAUGCACACUGCUGUUUUGUGCAAGUGAAAAGUAUUUUUGAUGGUGAUGAAAGGAUCUAGUUGCCUCGUGUGAAAUGUAGCAUGUGAGUUUAGGGUGUUCCAAAUCCUUUUACCUCUUGUUAUUGGGACAUCUGAUUCCCUAGUUGAUUUGUCAUGGAUUCUGAUCUUGUCUUUGAACCGUAUGUUAGUCAAAUCUGCUGACUUGUUUGUCGUGAUCUCUUCAUUCGUGACAUACCCCCUCAUUUAUUGUUUCUGUUAAUGUAUCCUGGGAAUUUUGUUGCACUGUUGGACAUUUAUAUGUGAUAGGGUACUGUUGUGUUCA
This is a messenger RNA of Lolium rigidum, 762 nucleotides long. Its product is annotated as 60S ribosomal protein L34-like. Gene Ontology annotation, molecular function: structural constituent of ribosome. Gene Ontology annotation, biological process: translation; ribosome biogenesis. The coding region runs from base 66 to 425 and encodes 119 amino acids. Gene Ontology annotation, cellular component: ribosome; cytosolic large ribosomal subunit. The record is from RefSeq and is a predicted model, not a curated record. NCBI's taxonomy places the organism in Eukaryota, Viridiplantae, Streptophyta, Magnoliopsida, Poales, Poaceae. The transcript has 4 exons.